GAGGAGGAGGAGGAGGAGGAGGAGGAGAGAGGAAAAGAAGAAGCAGCUGCUAAAUGUACAGAAUCACAUAUUCAACAGCACUCACUCCAGGUGCAGUAUCCUUCAAUUCAAAGUAUUAGAAUACAAUUUAAUGCCCUGCCCUUUUCAGGGUGUGAGAAGAAAUUUUUCCGCAUUGUACCAGAAAAGGCUGAGACCAUGAAGGUGGAAAACAGCUCAAUCAUCAUCAACUGUGAUGGGUUUUAUCUCAUCUCCCUGAAGGGCUACUUCUCCCAGGAGGUCAACGUCAGCCUUUACUUUCGGAAGGGUCACAAUCCAAUCUCCAUCCAGAGCACCAACAAGAAGGUCAACUUCAUCACGGUGGUCUCUCUGGCUUUCAAAGACAAAGUGUACCUGGACCUGAGUGCUCACAAUACCUCCUGCCUCCCAGUGAACGGUGGGGAAUUGAUUCUCAUCCACCAAAAUCCUGGUGGGUUCUGUGCCCCCUGAGGAUCUGAUGGCCACACCCCAAGCCAGGCACCAGCACGAGCACCAAGCCGGGGUGGCAGGACACUGAUUCUUCCUUGUGAGUGGAGUUCUUCAUGCUCGGCCACACGGGAUGUGAGCAGAAGCGGAUCCUGCCCUACCCGCUCACUCAGGGAUAUUUAAAAUGUACUGUGUGUACCCCACUCACCUUAUUUAUCCCGCAUCUUCAAAUCACCCAACUCAUCCCCCACGAUUGCCUUCAGCCCACUAGGAACUUUUGUGAAAAUGAAAAACCAAAUGUUUCUUACAGACAGAUCGGUCAGGCAACUGUUUAAAUAAACUUUAGUCACUGAAAAAAGCACUUGGCUACAAUUUGCUGGAAAUUUGAGAUGUGUAUGGCAUUGUCAAAAUGAAGAGGAGCCAAGAGAGGGUUAUGAUCUGCAAAAAGUGGUGUUCACCAAUCCCUGGGAAUAAAAAUGAACUCUCCAGCUUUCAACUGAUAGCCGUUUGCAUACUACUUACAUCCCUCUUCCUUGGAGGAGUUCAAGAGGGACUUGAAGACAACUGUCUAAGAAAUACCAUGUACUCUGGGACUUUUUUCAUUACCACUUAGCUUUUCCAGCUUCCAAACAUAUGUAAUAGAAAUCUCCCUUCCCAAGAUCCAUCUUGGGAAUAUUAUGCUGUGAAAAAUCUGAUCAAUGGUUAAGAGAAACCAAGAGAGAUUUUUCCCUGGAGGGAGUGUGUAAUAAGGUGAGAGUUAUCUUUAUCUCAUAGGAGAGCAAUAAACUGGACCUCAGGGUAAAAGUCAGUAAGGAUUGGGACGGUCUGGGGAAGAAACCCCUCUCUUUGCCAUAGACAAGCAAAGCAGUGCACCCUUACCUUCCUGCCAUGCUGAGAUCCCUCCUCAGCACCACGCUGUGUACACAGAAGCCACAUUGUUAGGUCUCCCCCACACCCCCCCAAAAAAUGAAGUAAUGCUACAAUCAAAUGCAGUUUAUGUCAAACAGCACUAAGAAGCAAUUAUACCUUAUGAAAAACAACCAUCUCUGUCCAGAAGUACUAAGUGCUAUAUAUGAUCUCACAAUGAAACCAGAAGGACCUAUAAUUGGUCAUUACCAAAUCUUCAUAUCCCCGUUGAAAUAAUGAACCAUGAAUAUGGCAUUGUGAUUUUUAUGUCAAAUUUCUAGAUUAUUUACAAGUUCUCUGUGCCAAAAUUUUUAUUAAUGUAAUUUUCAGCAAUUUUUAAAAAUGUAGUGAAUGUUUCCCUGCUGUUUUAAAUAGGGGAUACAGUGUACCCUAAAGUCUUUCUGGAUGAUUCUGUGUCAUUGCAGGAACUGUACUGUGUGAAGUACGUGGUUACCUCUAGGACCUCUAGGAAGGCAAAAGGCUGUCAUCCUGACACUAAGUGGUCUCAGUUCCAUUUGGGCUUUUUCCUGUCUGAUGCUUUUCUAUUUCUUCAUAAGUGCUUAUCUCCAACUAUAUUCCCAUCCCUCUACUUCAAGCUAUUAAGAAAGAAGCUAAAUAAAAAUUCUAUACAACUUGUGUGUAAGGUAAGAAUAAUCAAGUUCUGAGUGGUCACCAAGGUACUCAUGGAGUCACGGUCAUGGCUAAACACUUAGGGAAGGUCCACUCUAGCCCAGGAACUGGGUUAAUUGGUACAUGAAUUAUUCUGAGCAAGGUAUUCUGUGCUGUAUUUGCCUACUCAGAAGAUUUAUGUGUGUGUGUUUUGUGUAUAUUUUACUUUUUGUCAUUGACUAUAUUAUGCAAAAUUAAGUGAUAUUUUAAAAAGCAAUGUUUAGGACUACAGGUAGUAUUUAAAACAAUAUAUGUCCACUUUUUAAAGUUUGGAAUUUUUGUCUGUGUUUCUCAGAAAUGUGCGGUGCCUAGGCCAGGCCGAGCACUGUUGUCCUGUGGCUGGUUGUCCUGGACACCAGGGCCUCUCCCUGUGGGGACCCCUGCUUGGCUCUUUCCAUGCUGGCCUCCUUCAGCCACACAGGGAUACGGCUGCUGGGCACCAGCUUCACCCCCAACUGCCACCCAUCGAAAUCUGUUCUGUGUGCCAGGCCCUCCGAGUCAUAUCCUUCAAAGAGAUAAUUAACCCUGAACUCACAAUGUGGAAGAGAUCUGUGGAAAGAGAAUUAAGUGACAAGUUAGGAGGCAGGACUUCUAAAUUUGACUUAGUUACUAACUAGCUAAGUGACCUUGGACAAAUAGUUCCUCAUUUCUGCAUCCUGCUUUCCUCUUGUUAAGUGACAGGAAAGGUAAUGUCUAACAGUUUAGAAUGUUAUGCUCAUGUAGCUGAGAAUGCAUAUAUUAAAUGUGCUCGUUAUAUAGUUGCUGUAUUCAAGAGUCGUAACUUUCUCUUUUACUGUAUGGAGUAUAUUUCUGCUCCCACUCCGCCCCGCCCUGGCCAAACCAAACAUCUUCCUUUUGCCUUCUUGGUAAUCCCAGUUGUUGUCUAGCUAGUGACUUUCUAUCUAGAGAAUGCUGAUGAUAUUCUAACCCUAGGGAAGGCAAUACUUUCUUCUUGAGCACACUGGGCAGGUCCCCUAUUCAGUCAUAACUUUGUAUUUGUGCAUUCUUGGUUCUCAAAGAAUAUAAAUAUUGAUAUUAAUAAUACAGAUAAUAAAAGUAUUGAUAUUUACAUAAAAACAAAUAAAGGAUCUCAGAAUCCAGUA
This is a messenger RNA of Ictidomys tridecemlineatus (thirteen-lined ground squirrel), 3140 nucleotides long. Lineage: Eukaryota; Metazoa; Chordata; Mammalia; Rodentia; Sciuridae. The record is from RefSeq and is a predicted model, not a curated record.